Messenger RNA from Strigops habroptila (Kakapo), 4470 nucleotides. It is a transcript of the gene RAB8A, whose product is annotated as RAB8A, member RAS oncogene family. The record is from RefSeq and is a predicted model, not a curated record. The transcript has 8 exons. Gene Ontology annotation, biological process: protein secretion; protein localization to plasma membrane; Golgi vesicle fusion to target membrane. Gene Ontology annotation, cellular component: dendritic spine; synaptic vesicle; trans-Golgi network transport vesicle. The coding region runs from base 35 to 658 and encodes 207 amino acids. Lineage: Eukaryota; Metazoa; Chordata; Aves; Psittaciformes; Psittacidae. Gene Ontology annotation, molecular function: GTPase activity; GTP binding.
CCAAUGAGCGCGCGGGGGGGCGGGGCCCGCGAACAUGGCGAAGACGUACGAUUACCUGUUCAAGCUGCUGCUCAUCGGCGACUCCGGCGUGGGCAAGACGUGCGCGCUCUUCCGCUUCUCCGAGGACGCCUUCAACGCCACCUUCAUCUCCACCAUCGGUAUUGACUUUAAAAUCAGAACUAUAGAGCUGGACGGCAAGAAAAUUAAGCUGCAGAUAUGGGACACCGCCGGGCAGGAGCGAUUUCGAACCAUCACAACCGCCUACUACCGGGGAGCGAUGGGCAUUAUGUUAGUCUAUGACAUCACCAAUGAGAAAUCGUUUGAGAACAUUCGGAACUGGGUCAGGAAUAUCAAAGAGCACGCCUCGCCGGACGUCGAGAAGAUGAUCUUGGGGAACAAAUGCGAUGCAAAUGACAAAAGACAAGUGUCCAGAGAGCAAGGGGAGAAGCUCGCUGCCAGCUUCGGAAUUAAGUUCAUGGAGACCAGCGCAAAGGCAAAUAUAAACAUAGAGAACGCAUUUUUCACUCUGGCAAGAGAUAUCAAAGCAAAAAUGGACAAGAAGUUGGAAGGCAACAGCCCCCAGGGCAGCAACCAGGGCGUCAAAAUCACACCAGACCAGCAAAAGAAAAGCAGCUUUUUCCGAUGUGUUCUUCUGUGAGGGACACGGCCUUAACCCGAGCGGCUGCUCCCUGAGCUGGACUGUGCCUGUUACGAGUGAGCUUUCCUCUGGCUGUGGACUUUGCAUCCUCAACCUUGUCACGUUGUGACCAUACGAGUAAGAAAUUGUUUAUUUUAGUAACUGACUCUUCAGUUUUGGAGACGAAACAAGUUUAUUUUGGUCAGAUUGCCACUGGGCAUGUGUGUUGUCUAGCAGAGGGAGUGCAGAGCACCUGGGACCUGUGAUACAGCACCUUUGCUGGCAGGCUUCAAUCUUCUGGUUUGUAUCCAUGAUAUAUCCAACUUAGAGAGGUGAAGUUACGAUCAAAACAAGAAAUGGAAAUGCCAAUACCAGUGAAGCACAGGUAUGUGUAGGUGAGAUGUGUGCGUAGCCACAUCUGGAGGUGCAUAUAGAACAAUUGCUUCAAAACAGCAAAGAAUUGUGCUGCUGUGAGCAGUACAGGCUUGUACCUUCUCGGAAGGUAGAAGGUAGCUUUCUGCAUCUCCACCUCUUGGCUGCUAUGGAGAAAACCCCCUUAUCUGUUAAUCGCUCAGCUGCGUUACUCUGGACAAUCCACAAGUACAUUUGAAGUUAAAAAAUAAUCCUCCUCAAAGGAAUCUCUAUUUUUUUAAAAAACCAAAGUGUGCUGUAAAUACAAUGGUUCUUUCCCGUCGGGAAUUACUAUCUCCAUGUUAGACUUGACUGUGCUUAAUUAAGUACUCCAGAUGUUCGGGCGUGUUUCAGAGGAGAUGAUGGCUACAGCGAGUCUCGUGCAAAUGGUCUGUGAUCUGUUCUUAGAGAAACAGGCCGUGGUUCGGGCAGGAACGCUCACUCAAACGUUCCAGCUUUUCCUUCUCCGCUUGAGAACAACUCCACAUCUGUCAUGACAUAGUAGCUCAUUUUGUAUCGUGACAAGAACAUGUGUUGCACUGCUUCCAGUUGUGCGUCCUCACGCACACUUUGCUCACAUAUGCAAAGACACGUUGCACAUACAAACACUUUCUGCAAACCAACUUUGGGAAGCUGAGAUUUGCUGAGCUGCGAUCGCUGCGGAUUUCAGGCAGCAGCAAAGCUGUCACUAGUGAGCAGCAGUGCAGACAGUGUUAGUCCUCAGUGGAAAUAGCCUAUGUAUUUAUUCUGAUAUACACAGUCUAUUACAUUCCAAUGUAUAAAAUGUACCAGCCAAGUAAAGCUCCUCCAUAGCUCAUUACUGUCAGUUCAGAGGCUGUAAGAUUGACUUCAUUAGGCUGACAAAAGGAGCCAGGAAGAGCCAUCUCUUUCAAAGCCUGCUGUGGAGUGAUUGCAAUUAUGGUGUAUUUAAUUCAAACAACCAUAUCAGCUGUGUCCUGCAACUCACUGGAAUUGUUAACAUGCUUUGUUUACAUUGACAACUGCACUUCAAGGGUAAAAUUAAAGCUGAUUUUAAAGUUAAUGAAUUUACUCACCAGUUUUGUUUUCUUCAAGUUUGUGGUAUUACAGCCUGGCCUCAAAGGAGCACUCCUAUUGCUGUAGUUAAUGAUCUAUCAGAUUCAGAUUGAAACUAGAAGUCUGCAGCAUGCAACUGGGCUCAACAGGAGCAUUGCCUGGUUUUCUAAAAUGGAAAAGGAAAUUUUCCUGCAGAAGUUACUGGUUUAUAACAAUGCAUUUUCUGUGCUACCAAGCUUUUGUUAUUUUAUGUUUAAAGAGCAGAUUACAGCGAGCUCUGUUCAUGAUUAAAAUCAUACGUAGAGCUUUCCUCUAACCAGAACCUUAUGAUGUUGGGCUGGGUUUUUUUUGUUUACUUGUGGCUUUUUAGUGUGAGGACUUGGUGAACGUGCACCAUAGGGGAUGUACACGCUGAUGUAUCUGUAGGAUAAAAUCACUUCAAGCUACUGAAGAGCCUUCUAGUCAGUAUGUGCUUCAAAGCGUAGUUAAUGCAGAGCUGUAGAUAGGACAAGCAACACUUUGAUCUUGAGAUGAGGGACUGGAAAAGUAAGUGGUUGGUCUAAUUUGAUACCAGGGGUUGUCCACCAUGGUGCUGCCUGGUGGCAGUAUCUAAACUGAUAUCUUGCAGUGAGAAAGCAAACCAUAUUCAUUUCCAAGUGGAUAAAACUUGAAGGAUGGGAUUGUGGUUUUCACUCCUCAUUUUCUAAAUCUGAAGUUACUCUUUUCAUUCAAAACGAAUUCUGUAUGUGAAUACGUUUUGUUUCAGCUUAUGCUGGUUGUUGCACAUGUUUCUGUACCUAACUUAUAGCAUGCUUUCCUUUUACGAGAUGAUUUGGUGUACUCCAUGAAUAACUACAUUAUUGCCCAAACUCAGGAAGUUUCAUACAGUUACUGUGAUUACAGUCAUCACUGUACAUCUGGGGUCUACAGACUCUACACCAAUAUUAAAUCAGAGGAAGCAAUAUGAAACAUAAAAUGCAAAUGUAGGACAGGAAAAGGUUGAAGACACUGCAGUUGUACGUACGCUUGACUGCAUGUUGCUAAAUGUGGACAUCAAAUCUUGGAGAAGGACAAUAUGUAGUUGUUGUUUCCAUCACAUAAUUAAAUUACUGUGGUUUUUGAGUGUUAUGGAAAACACAGUGAUGGAAAGAGGUACUGUGUAAAUACCUCCAGUAAUGAGUUUGUAUCUGAACUUUCUGUAAGGAAGAAAAAAUCUUCAAUCAGGUACAGAAUUUGUAAAACUGGGGAAUUUAAGUUGAUCUGAAAAACUAACUCUGUGCUUACUACACAUUCUCAGUGUCUAAAUGCCACUAAAAGGUAACGGAGUAACACUCGGUUUGUAGAAAAACAAACCCAUUUUUGAGCAUGUUCUCAAACUCCCUUACUUUAAUGAGUAUCACAGAAUUCUGUGGCUGACCUUGUUUUUGAGGCUGGUUGCAAUAUUUCAGAUAGUCUUCACCCCCUUUGGGUGUGGGCCUGUCAGGAGCUCGUCUGUCAAUAAAUAGGGGAAGUGCUGUUUGAACGCUGCCAUUUUAACAUGUAGGUUGUCUGUCGUCUUGGUCCUAUGCCAGUGGGCACACCUCAUGUUCCUUGACAUCAGAGCCUUAUGCCAGCAUCAGACUUUCAGCCUCAGAUUUAUAAAUCCUAUGGAUUAUUGUAAGUCUCUUUACUGCUGCUGAAACUUUUUUGGUGUCUCCUUUCAUGUGAGAUGCUGCUCAUCUCGCUGGCAAUUGUUAGGGGAUGAGGAUUGUGGUGGUGGUGUCUUUGGCUUGAUGAUCAUGCUCAAAAGCUACCAUGAUUUCUUGUUCUCUUGGACUUGAAAUGGCUGGUGUCUGUGCUGGAAAGGAAAUGGACAAACAGCUGCGUGGAGGAUGGUCUCCAUUAGUACCAGAAGCUCAGAGGGAUUGGGAAGGAAUGAGACUAACUUCUGUCUUCAUUUCUAGGUUAACUAAGGAGCUGUUCGGUUGAACGUUGAUGGUAACGUGCAGUCUGAUUAUUUCAGGCUGCCUUAUUCUUUGACCCAUCUCUUCCAGUGAUCAUUGGAGAUCUUGUUUCUGUAGUCAAUACACGUUUUUUGGGCUGGGCUCUCCAGCCCUUCUGCAGGAAUCAGAUGCUCUAUGUUGAGCGUGAGUUGGGACUUAGGACUUCGCUUUGAAGGGAACUUUAAUGCAUCCCACAAUUUUUUAGAGCAACUGUAAAUUGUGUUUUUUAGAAUGACCACUUUUGGCUGCCCCCCUUCCCACAUGACAAUUGCUUUCUUAAACACUUCUCAUUGAUUUCCAUGUUUGUAUGAAAACCAAACCUGUUGUUUAUUACAGUAUGUAUGUUUUUACUCUGUUGUACAGGACCCUGAGCACUGCAUAAAUAAACUUCUUAUGAAAAGAGAA